Molecule: messenger RNA, 1301 nt
Organism: Tinamus guttatus (white-throated tinamou)
Lineage: Eukaryota; Metazoa; Chordata; Aves; Tinamiformes; Tinamidae
Source: RefSeq, a predicted model, not a curated record
UCCUGAGCAGUGGGACCAAUGGUGUAAAUAUCUCGCCAGAUUCUGCAGCCACAUCAGAAUCACUAAGUAACGCAGCACCGAAAAGUUCUGACUCCGAAGACAAGGCAAGAGAAUGUCAGAAAAAAAAAUCUAACAACACUUCAGAUGAUGACAGCUGUGAGAAGGCAGAGCUCAAUGCACAGCAAGCAUUUGUGUUUGGGCAAAACCUACGAGAUAGAGUUAAGCUAGGAGAUGAAAGUGAUGAAACGGCUGAUGUGCAGAAUGCAGGCCUGCCAACAUCAGACACACCUUCUGCAACAAAUUAUUUUCUACAAUACAUCAGUUCAAGUCUAGAGAACUCCACAAACAGUGCAGAUGCAUCCAGCAACAAAUUUGUUUUUGGACAGAACAUGAGUGAACGAGUCCUAAGUCCACCAAAAUCAAAUGAUGGUAGUACAGAAAGUAAUAAGGAGAACGCUGCUACAGAGUCUGGGUCUGAAUCAUCAUCUCAGGAAGCCACACCAGAGAAAGCUAAUAAUAUUUCAGAAUCGCUGGCAGAGUCUGCAGCAGCCUAUACUAAAGCAACAGCAAGGAAAUGUUUACUGGCAAAAGUAGAAGUGAUUACUGGGGAGGAAGCUGAAAGUAACGUGUUGCAGAUUCAAUGCAAAUUGUUUGUUUUUGAUAAAAACUCUCAGUCUUGGGUGGAAAGAGGCCGAGGACUUCUGAGACUCAAUGACAUGGCUUCAACAGACGAUGGGACUUUACAGUCUCGACUGGUGAUGAGGACUCAGGGGAGUCUCAGGUUAAUCCUGAACACCAAGCUUUGGGCUCAGAUGCAGAUCGACAAAGCCAGUGAGAAAAGCAUCCGGAUCACAGCCAUGGAUACAGAGGACCAGGGAGUCAAAGUUUUUCUUAUAUCAGCAAGCUCUAAAGAUACAGGGCAGUUGUAUGCUGCAUUACACCAUCGGAUCUUGGCUUUGCGAAGUAGAGUGGAACAAGAGCAAGAGGUCAAGAAUGUAGCACCUGAGCCAGAGGUAACACAAUCAAACGAGGAAGACAGCGAUGAUGAUGUCAUUGCACCCUCAGGAUCCGUCGGAAGUGGUCCUAACGAUGAAGGUGAUGGGCAGAACGUGGGCAGCACAUAGCAGAAGGGAGCCGAUCUGCUUGCAAGGCUGCUAUGAACAUCAUCUUGCAGGCAACUCUCUGGAUACCCCAGGCCAGCUCUUGUUUCAGGCAGUGUUGAAAGCUCCAGGACUUAAGAACUGUGCAUCCCUGUUCUGUUUGUUUGGUUUUUUGGUCUGGAUCAAUAGAUUCCACACACA